Merops nubicus (carmine bee-eater) is the source of this 6953-nucleotide messenger RNA. Its product is annotated as neural-cadherin-like. The coding region runs from base 1 to 6867 and encodes 2288 amino acids. Gene Ontology annotation, molecular function: cadherin binding; calcium ion binding. The record is from RefSeq and is a predicted model, not a curated record. Gene Ontology annotation, biological process: calcium-dependent cell-cell adhesion; adherens junction organization; homophilic cell-cell adhesion. Lineage: Eukaryota; Metazoa; Chordata; Aves; Coraciiformes; Meropidae. The transcript has 28 exons. Gene Ontology annotation, cellular component: adherens junction; catenin complex; plasma membrane.
AUGUGUUCUCCAACAGUGCUUGCAACAGACUGUGACUCUGGCUCCAACUCUGAGAUCACUUACUUCAUCCAGAGCACUGAUUUUUCCAUCACACAUCACGGGGUCAUCAAUUCUAACCAGAGGCUGAACUUUGAGCGAGCAAACCAUAUGUAUGAGUUUGUGGUGAUAGCUGUUGAUAAAGGACAUCCCCCCCGGACGGGGACGGCGUCUGUGCGCAUCCGGAUGGCCAACGUGAACGAUGAGGCUCCUGUCUUCUCCCAGUCCAUCUACAGAACUUUCCUUUCGGAAGAUGCUGGCCCCAGCACUUUGGUGGCUACUGUUCGGGCAAAGGACCCUGACGGAGACGGUCUGCUGUAUCUGAUUACAGGAGGCAAUGAGGAGGGCAACUUUGAGAUGGAUAGUCAGAAAGGUAUCAUUAAACUUCGCAGAAACCCACCACCCAACCUGAAAAGGCCCCAGUACACACUGAACAUCACUGCGAUAGACAACAAUGCCUCGGGGGGACCCACCCCUCUCAGCAGUUUUGCUGAGGUUAUUGUAGGAGUUAAUGACAUUAAUAACAACAAGCCUAUUUUCAGAGAGUGUGCUUACUACAGUGACAGCACCUGGGUUCUGGAGAAUCAGCCUCCAGGCACGUACGUGCUGCAGGUGGAAGCCUAUGACGCAGACCUCGGCAUUAACGGAGAGGUGAAGUAUGGGCUCAUGCACCGAGAUGGAGCUUCCCUAGGCUUCACCAUUGACCCAGAUACAGGAAUCAUCACAACCACGCAGAGUUUUGACCGGGAGAAGCAGCGGGAGCACACCCUGCCCGUCACCGCCACCGACCAGGCGCAGGAGCCGCUGAUUGGCGUGUGUCAGAUCACUGUCCUCAUUGCUGACCUCAACGACAAUGAUCCCAAGUUUGAGAACAGUCGAUAUCAGUACUUCCUCAGCGAAGACACUCCAGUGGGGACAAGUUUCCUCCGGGUGGCAGCUCAUGACAGUGACCAAGGUGUAAAUGCUGCUAUCACAUACUCAAUGUUAGAGCACCAACAGGAAUACUUCCAGGUCAACCCCAGCACAGGCUGGGUGUAUGUGAGCUGCCUGCUAUCCCAGACAACAGGCAUUAGUCGCUAUAUUGUAGCAACAGAUGGAGGGAACAGGAGCAGCACUGUGGAGCUGACAGUAACUGUCACGAGUGCUCUCAGCCAGCCUCCCCAGUGGGAGCAGAGCAGAUACUGGGUAACCAUCCCCGAAAACACCAUUCGUGACACCAAGAUAGUGACCAUCAAAGCCACAGCCCCUCUUGGUGAUCCCAGGGUUACCUACAAUCUGGAGGAGGGUCAAGUUCCAGAGACUAACAUGCCAGUUCGUUUCUAUCUGAAGCCAAACAGAGCUGAUGGAUCUGCUUCUCUUCUAGUCGCUGAACCACUUGACUUUGAGACAACUAAGUUUUUCACCCUGACGGUCCGGGCACAAAACGUAGCAAUGACUCCUUUAGCCUCCUUUACCACUGUCUGUGUGAACAUAACAGAUGUCAAUGAUAAUGUUCCAUUCUUUGUGUCUUCUAACUACGAGGUGUCUGUGCCAGAAGGAGCUGAUGCUGGCACAUUCGUGGUUCAGGUGUUAGCUACGGACUUGGAUUCUGGCUUACAUGGAGAGGUUCACUACUUAAUACUGAAAGAUGCUAGUGAGGAUUACAAGUUCUUCACCAUUGAGCCUGAGACAGGAAUUAUUUCCACUCGUGUAUCUUUUGAUAGAGAGAGAAGAGCCUCUUACCUGAUUGAAGUUCAGUCUCAGGACUCUUCAGAAUCUGCUAGACCUGGUGUUCAUGGGCAGCCCAACACAGACACAGCCUAUGUGAGGAUUUUUGUCAGUGAUGUGAAUGACAACGCUCCGGCAUUUCCUCAGUCAGCGUAUGAGGUCAGCAUAGAUGAGGACAGGGAUGUUGGAAGUCCUGUUGUGACAGCAACAGCAGAUGAUAUAGAUGAGGGUGCAAAUGCCAAACUAAGGUAUCAGAUCACAUCAGGAAAUGUGAAAGGAGUUUUUGAUGUGGAACCUGAAGUUGGAACUGUCUUCAUUUCUCAGCCUCUGGAUUAUGAGCAAGAGCAACGUUAUGAGCUCCGGCUUGUAGCUUCUGAUGGAAAAUGGGAAAACCACACUCUUAUCCUCAUCAAUGUUGUCAAUAAGAAUGAUGAAGCACCAGUCUUCACUCAGAACGAAUACCAGGGCAGUGUCUUGGAGGAGCUCACAGAUCUGCCUGUACUUGUCCUAAAGGUCUCUGCAACAGACCCUGACCGAGCAGCUGAUCAAAAGGUCAUUAACUACACCCUGCACGGCCAGGGGGCGGGUAGCGAGUUCAGCAUCAGCGAGAGCACGGGCGAGAUCAGCGCCCAGAGGAGGUUAGACCGUGAGAAGCGAUCCGCGUGGCGCUUCCUCGUGCUUGCAACGGACGAGAGCGGGGAGGGCCUGACUGGCUUUGCAGAUGUCAUCAUAGAAGUGAGGGAUGUGAAUGACAAUGCACCCCUCUUCCUCUGUGUGGUGGAUGGCUGUUUCACGGGCCACGUCCCUGAGGAUUCUCCAGCAGACGCUCCUGUCAUGGACAUGACAGCAGUGGACCUCGAUGACCCAAAGGCAGAUAGGAAUGCUGUGCUAACAUACAGCAUCAUUCAGAAUGUCCAAAAUGAAAUUAAUCUGAACUUGUUCUCAAUUGACCCAGUUAGUGGCACGAUCUAUACAGUGCUGGGGUCCCUGGAUCGGGAGAAGGAAAACAAGUACAUAGUAGUGGUUGAGGCCAGAGAUGGAGGGGGGCUUAGUGGGACAGGCACCGCCACUAUUUUGGUGACCGAUGUAAAUGAUCACGCUCCAGUCUUCCUGCAAAAGAUCUACACUGCAUUUGUCUCUGAGAAUGCAAGUAUAAACACCGAGGUGGUAGUAGUGUCUGCUGUGGAUAGAGAUGAGGGAGAAAAUGCCAUGGUGACAUUCAGCAUCCUAGAUGGGGACAAUGACCGGAAGUUCUCCAUCGAGACAGAUGAAGUUAGUAACUGUGGGUUUAUCCGGCUACGAAAGCGGGUUGACUUUGAGAACCCUCAUGAGAGGGUGUUCAAUUUGACUGUGAAAGCAGAGGACAUGGACUUCUUCAGCAUUGCUUACUGCGUGAUCUAUGUGGAGGACUCCAAUGACCAUGCUCCUGUCUUCUACCCCCAGUUCUAUGAAGUGACUGCGUUGGGGGAAGAUGCAUCUCUUGGCACCAAAGUUGUUCAGGUUUAUGCCAUUGACUUGGAUUCUGGCUUGAAUGGAAGGUUUGCUUUCCACCGGCUGAACAAGUCUGACCCAGGUGGCCAGUUCUCUGUGGCUAGUGAUGGGUGGGUGAUGGUUGCAGAACUGCUGGAUUAUGAGACAACGACACACUACCAACUCAUUGUCAUUGCCACUGAUAUGGGGCAGCCCCCUCUGACUGGCAGUGCCACUGUUUUAGUGACUCUGGAGGAUGUAAAUGACAACGGGCCAGAGUUUGAGGCUCAUUAUAACCCAGUGGUCUGGGAAAACACAGCUUCCCCACAGGUCAUUCAAAUGAAUGAGACCUCUAUGUUGUUGUACGCUAAGGACCGUGACACUGCUGCUAAUGGAGCACCUUUCUCCUUCCACCUCCUCGGCGAUCUCAAUAGCCUGACUAACUUCCACUUGCAGGACUUCCACAAUGGAAGUGCCUUGCUCACCGCGCUGCGUACCUUUGACAGGGAAGUGCACAAGGUGUUCUACCUGCCCAUCCUGAUCACUGACAGUGGGAUCCCGCCAAUGAGCUCCACCAACACCCUGACUGUGAAUAUCGGGGACCAAAAUGAUCACCCGCAUUCUGCUGGCUACAUGGAAUGCCUCAUUUACUGCUACGAUGGUAUUCUCCCCAUGAUUGUACUGGGCAAGGUCCAUGCCCCUGAUGAUGAUGACUGGGAUCACAAAAUCUACCAAUUUGAAGGGAAAACAUCAAGGUACUUUAUCCUUAAUGAUAACUCAGGUUUGCUGACUGUUAAAGAAGGAACCCCACCAGGAACGUACAACCUAAGAGUUAGAGUCAUUGAUGGAGUCUGGCCAGAUGUUGUCUCAACUGUAAAGGUUAUAGUGAAGGAAAUUAAAGAUGAUGCCCUCCAUAAUGCUGGUUCUAUACGAAUAAAAGAUAUCACUCCAGAGGAAUUCAUAUCCCAGUCUCCUGAAAAACAAAGUAAAUACUACCAGAUGAAGAAGCUGCUUUCAGAAAUUAUAUCAGUCCAACUGGAAAACGUGCACAUUUUCAGUGUGUUAAAUAGCCCAAGUCAAACCCGAGGGGUUGAUGUUUGGUUUGCAGUUUAUGGUCCACCGUAUUACAAAGCAGAAAAACUUAACGGCAAUGUAGCAGCUUCCAGAACAUGGCUGGAAAACAUCUUGGAUAUAAAUAUCACCCAGAUUGGUAUCGAUGAAUGCGUGACUGCAAACUGCACUCACAGCAGUGGAUGCAUCAGCAAGCAUGAACAGAGUCUUGUGCCAACGAUAGCCACAGCUGGAAGUGUUUCAUUGGUGUCUGUGACGGUCCUGAGUCGUGCCCUGUGUGGCUGUGCAGCUCGGGAGAGUCCUCAUCUCUCCUGCUCCUCAUACCAGGCAAACCCUUGUCUCAAUGGUGGCACAUGCACGGAUACUGAUUUGGGAUACAGGUGCAAAUGUUCUGCAAAUUUCCACGGACCAGACUGCCAGCAGACAAAGCACACCUUCAGAGGCCACGGUUAUGCCUGGUUCCCUCCUCUUAAGCCUUGCUUUGAGACCCGCAUCUCCUUAGAAUUUAUCACUGAAGUCACCGAUGGCCUUCUGUUGUACCAUGGACCAGUGGCACGAGGGCAGCCUGGAGAACGGGAAGAUUUCCUUGCUUUAGAGCUGUCUGGUGGUGUCCCGUCGCUGACCGUGAGCCAUGGCUCUGGUGAGCUUUUCCUGGAGCUGUCACGAAAAGUUAAUGUUGCAGAUCGACGCUGGCACAAUAUUAAAAUUAUAAAUGAUGGAAAGAAAGUGAAGCUGAUUCUUGACAACUGCGUAAAUGCCUCAGUUCGAGACAACAGUGGCAUUAAGAAGAUCUCCCAAAUAGAUCUAUCUUCCUGUGAAGCCUCUGGAGAGACUGUGGAAUCUCAAAGCAUGGGUAGACUCUUCAGUGGCCAUCAGCCCCUGCAGCUGGGUGGAGUUAAGACUUUGCCUUACCACAAUUCACAAAGGCACUUCAGAGGGUUUGUUGGCUGCAUACGCAAUGUCAUUGUUGAUAGUAAGGUCUAUGAUUUAGAGCACCCUGCAGAGUCCUUGAACAGCGCUCCCGGCUGUGCCCUUACGGAUGAAGUGUGUCAGAGGGGUGGGGUGGCCUCCUGUGGCACCCAUGGCAAGUGUGUUGGUGGUUGGGAUUUCUUCCGCUGUGACUGUUCCCCGGGAUAUGCUGGACCAAUGUGUGAAAAAGUUCUUCCAGAAUGGGCUUUUGGAAGGGACAGUUGGAUCCAUUACGAGCCAAGAAGCAUCCUCAGCACUCAUAGCACUCAGCUCCAGCUGAUGGUGCGCACCCGUAUCUCCCACAGCACUCUUCUCAGCUUGGCCUCUGCAGAUGGGAAUGGAUACAUCCGACUGGAGGUGGUUGAGGGUUUCUUUAGUGUUAACUUCAGCUUGGGAGACAAAAAUCACUCUCUGAGAACGAGGACGUUACGUAUAAACAAUGGCCAGUGGGUUCUUCUGACCAUGGAGCGCUACAACAAUGAAUUUACCCUGCGUGUUAAUAGUGGUGGAGGUGAUCAAGAAGUGACCUCUGUCUUGGGUACAAACAGAUGGUUUGAAAUGGAUUGGACGAGCGUUGUGCUAGGAAACCGCCUUCCCAAUCAUUCAGAGAGCGAUUUCCAAGGUUGCAUGCGUGACGUCCAGCUGAACGGCCAGCCGCUCCUCGUGGAAGGCAGAAGCACAGAGUUUGGCUUGAUCCUGAGGCGGCAAGGUGUCACGAUGGGAUGCCAUUCCAGUGCCUGCAGCAGCCAGCCCUGCUACAGCCCUUUCCUUUGUGUGGACCUGUGGAGAAAAUACGAAUGCCGCUGUCCAGCUGGGAAAGUAGAAGUGACUGACAACCUUACAGGGCUCAGACACUGUACCUCAUCACCUUGUGGACACUGGAACUGUAGGAAUGGGGGUACUUGUGUGGUUCAAUCACAAGACAAGACUAUCUGCCAAUGCCCUGAAGGUUACAGAGGAAGAUGGUGUGAAAUUAGCCAGGUGAAGGCUAUAAGACCAGUUGGACUCAGCUCUGGCUCUAUUCUGGCAAUCAGCAUGUGCCUCCUUGUCUUCCUAGCACUCUUAGUCUCUUACACGGUGUGGAGUCAGUGGGGAAGUUCAGGGUUUCGAAAAGGAGGAAUUUACCACAUUCCUGAAGAGCAUGAAAGCUGGGAGGAUGUUAGAGAAAAUGUCUUCAAUUAUAAUGAAGAAGGAGGUGGAGAACAUGAUCAGAAUGCUUAUGAUAUAGAUGAACUGAAGAAACCUCUCCAUACCAUUUCCCACUUCUCCUUGAGUGCAACUGCUCCACAGUCCAGGACACCCACUGGCUUGAAAAGAGACUCACUCCCAAAACAUGCACAUCAAAAACAAUCACUGUCAGAUGUUACCAGCAUCCCAGACUUCAGGGAAUAUGUUUCUCAAAUCAUCUGGGAUGCAGACAAUGAUCUACAGAGUCUUCCAGCUGACACUAUUCAUUUUUACUGCUUAGAAGGGCAAUGCUCUCUAGCAGGGAGCCUUAGUUCCUUAGACUCCAGUAGUGAUAAUGAAGAUCUAAAUAACGAUUGCCUCCAAGAAUGGGGGUCAAAGUUUGACAAGCUUAAAGAACUCUUUAAGGUCUCAAAUGAACAUUUGUAACCAGAGUUAAAGGAACUUGACACUUUACCAUGACAUAUGGACACUACUUUUAAAAAUGACCUUUUUAUAUAUUAAGUAUAUCAAGU